Pararge aegeria (speckled wood butterfly) is the source of this 6248-nucleotide messenger RNA. RefSeq names its product receptor-mediated endocytosis protein 6 homolog (gene Gapvd1). The transcript has 31 exons. Bases 251 to 5143 code for a protein of 1630 amino acids. Gene Ontology annotation, molecular function: small GTPase binding; guanyl-nucleotide exchange factor activity. Lineage: Eukaryota; Metazoa; Arthropoda; Insecta; Lepidoptera; Nymphalidae. Gene Ontology annotation, biological process: regulation of GTPase activity; vesicle-mediated transport. The record is from RefSeq and is a predicted model, not a curated record. Gene Ontology annotation, cellular component: cytosol; endocytic vesicle.
UUCAUUUUGCAUCUUUUAUUGUAUUGUCCACUAAAUAAACUGCGUUUAGUUGUUUGUUCGUGUUAUUUAAAUAGUAACAUACCCUCUAGAACAUUUGAAAAUGGUUUUGAUUUGAGCUGCGCCAUGUAUUGAAACUCUCCUGUGAUUUCAGUUUUCUAAUCAAUUAGUAGUGAUAAUAUUUCCUGUGAUGAGAUGAAAAUAUAAUCUAACUAUGAACAAAAUAUAGUGCUGAUCAGUGUAAUAAGGCAGGAUGAUGCAGCCUACGUCAGACGGCUGUAUGAAUAUCGCGGAGUUAGCAAAUCUGUUGAGAAGGGAGAAAAUCUUCAUAAACUCCGAAAGGCAGUUGCUACAGAAUCUCAAUGAGGAAGUGGAGAAGAGUGUUCUGGAACUGUUACAAACUGCGUGGAUAUGUUCUCUACAGAGACAGAAUCUCACAAAUCUUAUCACUUCAAGAUGUGAGGCAGAGUCUGUUGUAGCUUGUCAACGUGUUAGUCUUCUAGAAGGCACCACUUUUAUUGAUGCUCACAAGGUGUUGCAGUACAAGGAGGUGCAAGCACUGGGUGAUCUGCUAGGAUGGCUCCGCGACACCCCCCACCUCAUGGCGCUGUGUCUAAUGCUAGGCGAAGACCACAUGCCUCCCAGCCUGCCGGCGUCACUGGUCGCCGGGUUGUACGGCAGCUGUCGCUCCCCCGCAGACAGGACACGGCUGUUGACUGUCAUUCGCUCGCUGAUCAAACAUCAGAUGGCCACGUCGAGCGAUCCGAGAAAGUUAAUUCGAACGAAUAAAUGCGCUCUGCCAUCGCUGUACGCGGUGUUUCGAGAUGGCCACACUCCAGCACGGCAGUUCCUUAUAGCAGCGUUACAAGCUCCCGUCAUGGCAGUUCUGAAUGAGGACGAGUUUUUCCUUGACAUAGAUCCCGAUAAAGCUAUUGAGAGGUUUUCACCGCCGGAUCGUCUAAAGAAGUUCGGCCAGCCCAAUAGCACCGAGUACACGACGAAGAUGGGGCGAUACCGCAAGUGGACAGUCCAGUCACUGUACAACCUCACGAGCCGGUUCACUUCCUCGCUGAAGGAGCACUGGGCCAACUUCCCCGCAACCAUCGCUUGGAUCGUCCAACAGAUUGUGCACCUCCUCAAACAACAUUCCAGCACCACCGACCGCGAGAUCCACGCGAUAUGCACGGACCUGGUGCUGAACCACUUCAUAUGCCCCGCCAUCGUGAACCCCGAGGCGCACGGCGUGGUGGAGGUGCCCGUGUCUUACAUCGCGCGCUGUAACCUCAUCCAGGUGGCGCAGAUCAUUCAGAUGCUCUGCCUCGCCAGGUACCAGGAGGUAGAGCCCAAAGUUCGCGACCUGUACAUGAAGUUUGAACGCUCGUGCGUUUGGUCGCUGGUGGAGGGGGUAGCAGGGGAUGCGUUCGCCCCGCCUCCCCCGGCGCCGCCCUCUGAUGCGCCCCUCAGGACAGACGCCGUCCCGCUGACAACUGUUGCGCUGUUCACCGCACACGACGCACAUCUACUGAUAACAUUCCUGCGAAGAAUCUCAUCCAAGCUCAAUAACAACACGCAGAAUGGCAGCGAAGAUAACGCGAACGGCCCCGUACAAAACUCCGACGAAUCUGUGUUUAGCAACGAGUCUGCGAACGUUCUGGCGGAAACCGAAGGAGGUGGGGGGACUCGGUUAGCUGCUCUGGUGGCGAAUACAGAACCUAACUACCGAGCACGUCUGCACGACUUAUUACGGAAGAUGCCGGAUUUUACUGCGCUUAAAACCUCGCCUACAGACAUCAAAGAGACAAUGUCCGAGAACGGUCACAGCAAGCGCGGUAUCCUGGGCAAGGUGGGUCGGGCCCGCGUGCCUCGCUCCACUUCUUCGGAUGAGAGGGUGUCGGAGCGAGACCUGGAGCCCGAGGUACUCGUCAUCAAGCUGAUCAACGUCGACGAACACGGCUAUGUCGGUCUAGUUCCCGAGUCAAAGGUUCUCGAGUGCUACUACGGUGGCGGCGAGGGUGAAGUUGAGACGGAAGGCGAUGUAGGUAACUUACCUCCCACCGGCGUCACUGCACCCGUUCAGAAGCGUACCAGGUUCUCGGUGUCGCACGACGAAGUAUCCCUCGGGAAUACUUCGGACAACUUGGAAGCGGUAUCAGAAGCGGCUUCCAACCACAGUGUCACUUCCAGCCUCGAACUUGAAACCGAGGAUCAGAACGACAAUCUCUCCGAUAUGGUGUCUGCAAAUGUGAGUGGUCGUGGCAGCCCCAACAUAUCCGGUCGGGAGACUCCCUCGUCGCAAGUCACAGAUGGCGACGCGGCUGGGGACGUGCCGCCGAGACGGAUUCAAGCCAACGCUCCAGUAAGCCAAGCAUCGAGCGCCGCUCAGGCUAAACUUCUGAAGCAAAGUCGUAACGAUAUUGAAGAUAAAUUCUGCAAAUUCGAAAUUAAGAAACUUCUAGAGGGUGACGAAACGAUAAGUAUCAUGUCGGACACGUGGAGCACGGACGUGUUGGCGUCAGACUCGGAGACUAUCGGUGAUUCUUGCGAGCACACUCAAGUAGCCACCAGUCAAGGGUCGAACGCGAACACGGUGGCGCCGGACGUGUCGGAGACAGCGAGUGAGUCCGCGUGGAGUAUGGACGUGCUGGCUUCAGACAGCGACCGCAAUACAGAGGUUGACACCGACGAUUGCGUGUCGGUUGCGGCGCGCUCGGACACCUCGUGGCCCCGACGAGCGUCCCACCACGAGGAGUUGGCGCCUCUCACCGCCAACUCGACCAACAAGCUGCACCAAAUUGCCAAUGGCACUGCAAAACGACCUGAUGUGAGCAGCCCUAGACAUACAUCGCGCCCCAAUCUAACUAACAGGAACGUUGGAUACCUCAGUGCGACCGCAGCCCUGUGUCGCGGCGGGGAACUCGAUUUGCCCAUGCACACCCCUCACACGUCGCCGCGUAAUUACCCCAUUGAGAACAGGAAGAGCAUCCUCGUCAACGGAUACCCGGUAAUGACAUGCUACGCGUCCGCGCCGGAGAGUCCAAGUACAGCGCCCCCUAUGUCAAAUGACGUGUUCGACUACGUGCCACAGAAUAACUUCAACGAGCAAAGUAACAGUGCACCGUCCGAGUCGACCGUGGAAGACGCGGCGGGCGGCGAGGAGCCAAGUGGACUCAGUUGCGCAUCCGGCUCGGACGCGACCAGCCAGUGGGUGGACGACAGCUUCCCGGCCAAGUACGCCUUGCCUUCCACCUCCAAGGCGUACGACAACAACGAUCUCAUGGACAGAUCUUUAAACUCUAGCGAAAGUUCGUUCAACGCACUCUCAGUGUCCCAAUACGACCGCCGAUUCGAUUCGGGCAUCGAGUCCGACCGCCCCGACCCGGAGCCCCGGUCCGCCAUCUCCGACCUCAUGACGCGCAUGAGUUCGGCCACAAUCAGCUCCAAUCUCGUCAACAACAUUACCUCAAGAAUCGUCAAAUCAGAAAUGAGGACCAGCAUCGUCAAUAUCAGUUCGUCGCGAGUUGAGAAAAAGAGAGAAACUAGAAACGAAAGUAAUAUAUCCCUCAGUACGCUCUCGGUUAAUAGUGUCGAAACGUCGGUGUCAGACAAAAGCUCGAGUCAGGAUGUGAACUCGGAGAACGUUACGGAGAGGAGAAUCAGUCCGCCUCCCAAGAUUGUUUCGACGGGCGCUAUACCGAAGAGUAUCAGCUUCGAUGCCACAGCCGAGAAAACGCAGCGGAGACGAAUUAUGGGCGAAGACGGACUAGUGAACAACUUGGAUGAAUUGAAGAAUAACGUGAAACGCUCCGGUGGCAACUUGCUGCACAAAAUCAAAAUGUUCCGGCACAAGGGUCGCUCGCACCAUCAUAGCGGAGAGAUGAAGGUAUCCGAAGAGGAGUUGGGCGGCGAGGAUGUGGCCCAGGAGAUCCGGGAAGGGGAGAGCUCCGAGGAGAUCCUCGCCAAGUACCGACGAGCCGCCGAGUGCACGCCGCGGAGGCAAUCGCGACACUCCGACCUACCCGAUGGCCAUGAUAUGGAGAGGUGCGAGGGUGUCGUGGAUCUCAACGACCCGGAAGUGUUCAACAGCAUGAAGCGGCGCUUGCGCGUCGUGCUGUCCAACACCGACUUCCACUGUGUGCAAUAUGUACCCAACCGGUGUACAAGUACGAAUCUCACGGAGUGGGUCCGCGCGGGCGGUAGUGCCGAGGCGGCCGCGGCGGCACGUGCGUUAUCCGCGUGCGGUGCGCGGGCGGCACGCUUGGCUGCGGCCCUGCGUGCCGACCUGGCCGCGCGACGACCCUACGCUGCGUACCUCGCCUCGUGCCGCGCGGCCCUGGCACACUCGCUGCACGACCUACAGACGCAAAUCAAGCUGGUCCGUUGGGAGUGGGCGGGCUGCGCGCGCGCAGCGGCCGCGGCGCGCGUGCUGGAGCAGCUGGAGCGCGGGCCCGCGCUGCGGCGCCUGGCCGCGCACCACGCGCACGCGCACGCGCUCCUCAACGGCGAGCUCAUGGACGAGCGCGCCGCCAGGCUGACGGCCAGCAUCAAAGCCAUCACCGCCGAGAUCAAGUCUGACCCGUCUUGGGAAGGUGCGACAGCCACGAUACUGGAGAGCGCGGAAGUGACGGUGGAGCGCGCGGUGUUCGCGAGACUUUACUUGCACGUGCUUUUCCCGAACGGCGACGGAGACAUCGCCAGGGAUCAGGUGCUGAGUGAGCACAUCCGCCGGCUGUCCGCCAGCACGAACGCCAUCCGCGCGGGAGUGCCGCCGCGGCACCUGUGGGCCGCGCCCUUCCCACACGCCAUGCUACAAUUGCGGUACCUGCCCGUCUACCGCACGCCCCGGGAUAAGGUGACGUGCGUUUUGCGUUGCGUACGCUCGCUAGUGUCGACUCUGGCGCUGACGGAUGGGUCUCCGCCCGCAGCAGACGAUCUCACACCGACCUUAGUACUCGUGAUUAUCAAGGUGAACCCGCCGUCACUGCUGUCGACCAUCGAGCUGGUGAACGCGUUGGGUGGCAGCGCGCUGUCGGGCGAGGCGUUAUACUGGUGGACGCAGUUCUGCGCUGCGGUGGCCUAUAUCAAGACCAUGGACUACCCCGCCGCCGCGCCCGCGCCGCCCGCACCCCCCUCCAGCAGCGACUCCUAGCGGGGGCAGGCGCUGAGAUCAGCGCGAAACAUCGAAUUUAGGUUUAAAAUGUUCCAAGGCGUCGCACGCAUCGACCGAAGGAACACACUGUAAACGAAUAAAAAUAAUUAAAAUGUAUUAAAUAUAUAAUAAUAUAACUAACUGUAAUCAUCAAAUUCUUACAUCGUGGCGUACUUUCUUCAGCAGUACAGUCCGAUUCAAACUUUAUGACUUCUCGAACUUCGUGUGUAUCGUUGCGCAGAAUUCUAUAUUCUAUAUCCGCCAAUCAGUGUGUACAGUUGACUACCUGCGCGAAGCUACAAUCGCAGCUAAGUUCUGCAAAACAUAAAUUUUGAAUCGGAUAAUACCCUUAGUACGACAUUUACAAGCUCGCAAUCGGGAAGCGUUUAAAAUCGAAACACUAAUGUCAGAGUAAAAUAGACCUAAUAACUCUGUUUUAAAGCUUAAUUUCGUCUACACUUCUAAUUUCAACGAACUUUUAUUAAAUAUAAUCUUUUGACGACCUUCCUGGCGCAGUGGUGAGCGCUGUGCUUAUCAGUCAAGGUCCCGAGUUCAAUUCCGGCAGGGGCCAUUUGUGAUUUAUAUUAUGUCUAAAUAUGCUCGGCUUUGAAAAAACAUUAGUGAACAAAGUGAAGUAAGACUUUAAAUCCAGCGAAAUUAGGUUUAUUUUAAAUUGACGCUUUAAUGUUUUAUUGACUUUAGAAGGUAUAUCUAACAGAUGCUAGUGGUUUGUUCAGCAAACGUUUUUUUUAUUCUAUAUCUUAUUUUAUUAAGUAGUCACAUUUUAGCUGUUCACAGACUUAGUUCUUGCUUACAUAAUAUAUAUAUUUCUCUCCAUCCAGAGUAGUUGUUAUCCAUUCACACAAGUUUGAUUAAGAAAUCACCAAUAUAUCUGUCAAUUUAGUUUGGUCACGAUGUGUGUGUAUACACUAAUCUGUACACCAAACUAAAUUGAUAAUUCCAAAAGUAUUGCUAUCCUUUUCAUAAUGUUCCCUGUUAAAAAGGAUAGUACUACUUUUGACGCAGUGGGCAGUGGCCUAAGCCGUGUCUUAAGGCCGUGGGUUCGAUUCCCACAACUGGAAAAUGUUUUUGUGAUGAACAAGAA